UGUUAUGCGCUCCUGGAUUUAAAAGUGGAUCGCAACGUUUUCUUUCAGUCAUGAACUGGGACAGUCAGCUGAGCUCCAUCCUCUCAGUGGCGGAUGGCAGCGUUGCAAAGAUGAGGGAAAGACUGACCCCAAUGGGGAAAUUUUCUAAGGAAGGAGAAGAUUUAUUUCCAGUAAGGGAAAGAAUUCAUGAAUCAGAUUUGGACCCUCCUGCACUCCCUCCUCGAGCCACUCUUCCCCGACAGCCCUCUUCAUCUGUUAGUCCUAAUGUGCAGUGGACAGACCUGGCAUCCAUCCAGUCACAACUGCAAAUACAGAGCCAGGCGAUUGAGUCUCUUACCCAGAAACUCCAUGACAUGGAGAAAGAGAAACAGUCUCAACAGUGUCGUAUCCAGACAUUACAAGAAGAGGUUCAGAGGCUACGUGAGGAGUUAAGGGAGAGGGAGAGGGACGAAUUGAGUCCAGCAGCGGAGCGAAGGAUGGAGCAGUGGAGGAGAGAGGUGGGACGUGAGUUAAGUAGUCUGCGGGGACACAUCACCAGAGCCACGUCGCUAGGCAACCUGGAGGAGAGUUUCAGUUCAAAGCUCCGUCGAGAGGAGCUGGAACACCUGCGGAGAGAGGUGGACUUACUGAAAACACAAAUAAGAAGACAGGAGGAGGAUGUGUUCCUCCAGCAGGCAGAAGCGAGAGAGACCAGGAGACAGUAUGAGCGUAACUGCAAGACAUUAGAGGAACUGACAGACAGCUACAGAACUCACAGCUCAGAUCUGGCCAAGACAGUCUCUCAGUAUUCUCUCACACAGCAAGAAGUCCGUCAGAUCAGAGCGACUGUGUCAGAGAUAAAGGAUGAAGUCAGGGGUCUUGUUCUUCGAGAACGUGAAACCACACCUUUAUUGUCAGCGCACACAUCAAGGGCAUCGCCGUUGCCACUCCCUCACAGCCAUAGCAGAGGGCUCAGAGUUGAAGAGCCGCAGCCGGGCUCUGACUCAGAAGACUUUAGCCCAACUCCAAGUUUAGCUGAAAUUAGUUCAGACGAUCUCUCAUGGCUGGAUGACAAAGACCCUGCUCUUCAUCAGAAGCCUCGAGUGCGUCUGAGUGUCCAAUCCAGACGGAGCAACUUCGACGGCCUGGGAACUGACUUGGAGGAGGAUGACGACGGUGACGAGUGUGAUGAUGGUGACGAGGGUGAUGAUGAUCUCCUUGAUGAUGAUGUGAACCCAGAUUUAGGAUCAGACCUAAGUCUUAAUGACCUCUGACAUCAAGACAUAAAGACUGAACAGAAAUAGAUUCAUAUUGACUCCUUUAACACACUACCAGAGAUGUAUUAGAAGUCAGUUUAACCCAGUACAGUUUAGAAUCACAGCUCUGUCGUGAAAGCCUUUUCAAAGAGACAUGGUUAGGAUAACACAAACAACCAUAUGGCCUAUUUCCUCUGUGGUCCCCAGAGAAGGGGAAGGGAAAGAAGAGAUGGUGACAGGAGGAACUGGUAUGGCAUUAGAGGAACAUGCAUAUAACAACAAAGAUAAAGAUCAAACCGACCUAUUUUGAUGCUGUUACCUGAAAGACCUGCCUGCAUCUGGAUCAAGUGGAGAUUGUCUUUCAGUUUAGCACAAUCCUAGAUGUUAACGUGCAACAUUUAGGAGAUUGACUCAGGACAGAUUGUGUUGGCAAACCUUUAAACAAGUUAAUCCCUUUAUUAAUUCAUUGCUUGUUUAAAUAUUGCUUAAAAUGUAGGUUUGUGUGACACAGCAUGAUAUAUCAAACCACUAAAAGAAUCAGUGAAUAGUUUAUGCCUCUUCUGUUCAUUAGUGUUUUUCCAUCAGUCUGUUCAGAACUAUGGGACAGUGUGGCUGUUACAGUCUGAUUGUAACCGUAAAAGCCACAAAUUCUCCUUAAUCAGCUCUAACUGUCUCCACAUGUACUGCUGAUAGGAUCCUGAGAACAAACUGAAUAGACAUAGUCAUUAAAAGAACCACAAUCCUUUGUGCGAGCUUUGCUUUCAGGCAGGAGGACAUUUGUAGGGUUAUUUUUCACUGUGAGCUCUGUUGCCAUUGAAGUUUGGCCAUGAAAUUCUGAGAGUAAGUCACCAUUCAAAGAAUAUAAUGCUUUAAUUGUUGCCACACCUUCUGCGUUUACAAUGUGUACUGCUGAUAAAUAAUGUUUGCCAGGGUUGUGUGCAGCGGCAUUGUGAAUGGCCUGUUAGACCUGGUUUUAAAAACAAGAUUUUACAAAGGUGAUUGUUCCUAUAAUCAAGAGGUUAAUGGCAUAUAAACCACACUGCCCCAGUUUUGAUUUAUGGCCCAGUCUUUAACAACAAAGUUAAAGCACCAGUAUGUAGUUCUUAGUGCUGUUCAAGUUGCAGAUUACAACCAAAUAUCAACAUAAAAACAUGAAAGGACUUUAUUAGUCUGUGUUUCUGUAUUAUGUCUUGUCCCAUGGUCCCUUUGAUAAUGAAAGUCCUGGAACUUAACAAGCUUGUAAAACACUUUGGGAAAAGUCAUGGGAUCUGAUACCCCUCAGCUUUAGGCUAGUUUCUUUGAUAAAAUGUUGUCCACAGACAUUCAGAAAGAUUUGAUUUUAGAUCACAUUUAAGCGCAGAUUACACAUCCUGUAAAAGGAACGACAAGAUGAAGUUCAUUCUAAGCUACUGUAGAAACAUGGUGGUGCACCACUGUGGUCUCAUGUCACUGUGGUGGGUAACCUGCUGCUUCUGUUGAUGUAAACAGAUUAUAUAGUCAUGAAAACAUGAUUAUAAGUAUUACAUACCAUCUUUGUAAUUACACCCCCAUAAAUCUCACACAGUGAACAUUUCAAACUAAAAAUGUUUGAUCUGAUCUCUGAAAUCCAGUUUUCAAGGGCUGAUGUGUUGGUUGACAAAAUGUUUGGGUAUUAAUUUCAUCUUGACUCAUCCAAUGUGUGAUGCAUAGGAACACAUCUAAUCUCUACAUGAAGCCCACAUUCAUUUAAAAGGAAAAGUUUGUAUGUUUUCUUCUAUAUUUGUGUUUUUAAUGAUACAAGAUGAGAUCUGCAAAAUUAAAAUUCAUAUAGUGUUUUGUCAAGCUUUGGUCAUAUACUAAAAGCAUUGAUUACCUGAACCACUUAGCUUUAAAACUGGUGAAGAUCAUGAGGUUUCUAAUGCUGCACUGGUGCACAGCAGAGUAAUGGAACUUUAAUGGGUUUUUAUUUCUGGCAUAAUGGACUCUUGAGUCCACGAGAAAUGUGAUGAGAGAUGGGUUUCACUUCCUGGCAAUACAGAUGAAGCUAAGAAGAUUCAAAAGCCAUUAACAUUAUCAAGGCCCUGACACUAUCCACCUCCACUGCAGCGUCCAUACACAGUAUGGAACACACAGAUCCAGACACUUUAGAGCCCCUUUAUGUCUCCUGUCUGACAUGAGUCACACUGUGCAAGGCUUGAUGUCAAGCUGUUAAAUAUUUCAGCAUCCAGACACCUCCCAUCGAGGAUCCCAGACCACAGUACAGGGGGAGCCGAUAGGAAGGUCGUGUAUUGAGUGGGGUGUGGAUGUGGAAGCUGUACUGAAUUUGACAGAAACUCUAUGUAACACAUUUGAAGGAACUAUUGUCUGACUCGUCCAUCGUCAGUAAUAAAAGAACUUCUAGAAAGCUGUAAAUGGCACAUAGCACUACAUAACAGUAUUUACACAAAUGUCUUCUUACAUACUCUUCUUUGUGUAGCUGUUAUUGUGGUUGUGGGAACAUUUAACAAACAAAUGCCUCAUCUAUUUAUUUUCAUUGCCAGAUAAUGGCUGAUGAAUCGGAGCUUUCUAGUGCAGUUUUAUUGCAUUUGCCAAGUAUUGUGCAGUGGUGCUGCAGUAAAGCAGUGCACUGAUUUAAUUCAUUUGUAAUGUUUUUGUCUCCAACAAUAAAAGUCUGUGUAAAAGUUGA
Sphaeramia orbicularis (orbiculate cardinalfish) is the source of this 3900-nucleotide messenger RNA. RefSeq lists its product as uncharacterized. Lineage: Eukaryota; Metazoa; Chordata; Actinopteri; Kurtiformes; Apogonidae. The transcript has 12 exons. The record is from RefSeq and is a predicted model, not a curated record. The coding region runs from base 51 to 1253 and encodes 400 amino acids.